Chaetura pelagica (chimney swift) is the source of this 588-nucleotide messenger RNA. RefSeq names its product endonuclease V (gene ENDOV). The coding region runs from base 16 to 588 and encodes 190 amino acids. The transcript has 7 exons. Gene Ontology annotation, cellular component: nucleolus; cytoplasm. Gene Ontology annotation, molecular function: single-stranded RNA binding; RNA endonuclease activity producing 5'-phosphomonoesters, hydrolytic mechanism. The record is from RefSeq and is a predicted model, not a curated record. Lineage: Eukaryota; Metazoa; Chordata; Aves; Apodiformes; Apodidae. Gene Ontology annotation, biological process: DNA repair.
UACGAGGACUGCCGGAUGGUGGCUGUGGAGGCCCCGUACGUGGCGGGAUUCUUGGCCUUCCGAGAGGUGCCUUUCCUGGUGGAAGCUCUUCAGAGACUGGAGCAGGAGCAGCCCAGCCUCAAGCCUCAGGUUCUUCUUGUAGAUGGGAAUGGCCUGCUCCAUCCCAGAGGAUUUGGUGUGGCCUGUCACCUUGGGGUCCUGACAGAUCUACCAUGCAUUGGUGUAGCCAAGAACCUCCUGCAUGUGGAUGGCUUGGCCAAGGAUGAGCAGCACAAAGAGCAGAUUCGUUCCCUGCAGAAGGAAGGAGACUCAUUCCCACUGGUGGGCACAUCAGGGAGAGUCCUGGGCAUGGCCCUGCCCAGCCACAGCAAGAGCUCGAGGCCUCUUUAUGUCUCGGUGGGUCACAAGGUGAGCCUGGAGACAGCCGUGCGGCUGCUCCGCUCCUGCUGCCGCUUCCGCGUCCCCGAGCCCAUCCGCCAGGCUGAUAUGAGGUCGAGGGAGUAUAUUCGGAAGCAGCUGUGCUCACCACUGCAGGUCCUGUCUUCUGGGCCAGAGAGCACUGAAAAGGAGUCUGAACUGGAUGAUUAG